CAUACCAGUUGUAGGGGUUUGUUCCACACGGAAAGAAACGCAUGCACUCUCGCCGCUCCCUUUCCUCUUCGGCUACCCAGUCUCAUCCAGCCCAGCUGGCUUCAUAGCUGGCGAGCGACUAGUCUAAUCUCACCAACAGAGCUGCACCGGCCCCCCGCAACACUACGGCCCUGGACACGUUUUCCGCUCACGGACUAUUUAAACAAAUAAAACGAUUUUCGAGGAAAGGGGGUGAAAUCUAACAGAAAAUAGUUGAAAAUGAUUAAGCUUUUUUCUCUUAAACAGCAGAAAAAAGACGAAGAGUCUGCGGGAGGAAACAGAACAGGAGCCGGUGGUAAAAAAGCAAGCGCGGCCCAGCUUCGAAUACAGAAAGAUAUCAAUGAGCUCAACCUCCCAAAGACAUGCGAGAUCCUCUUUCCUGACCAGGAUGAUUUACUGAAUUUCAAACUCGUCAUUUCGCCUGAUGAGGGAUUUUACAAAGGGGGAAAGUUUGUCUUCAGCUUUAAGGUUGGACAAGGGUACCCUCAUGACCCCCCGAAGGUGAAGUGCGAGACCAUGGUGUAUCACCCCAAUAUCGACCUCGAGGGCAACGUCUGCUUGAACAUCCUGAGAGAGGACUGGAAGCCUGUGUUGACGGUAAACUCCAUCAUAUACGGAUUACAGUAUCUAUUUUUGGAGCCGAACCCGGAGGACCCGCUCAAUAAGGAGGCAGCGGAGGUUCUACAGACCAACCGACGCCUGUUCGAGCAGAACGUCCAGCGGUCGCUAAGAGGCGGAUACGUGGGGGCCACUUACUUCGAGCGGUGUCUCAAAUAGUUCAGAAAACCCUCCCGUUAUAAAAAACAAAACAAAAAAAAAACAAAAAAAAAACCAGACCCUUACAACCCAAACACAGACAGAUACACAGACCAGGGGGAGACGCAUUGCCACGGAGGGCCACGGGGCGUCGGUCAGUGAAUGUUUCUCAGAACGUUGAAUUGGUGUACGCCACUGCAGCGCCCCUGGGUUUCUGCUGAGACUGACACACUGACCGAUUCUCACUCCAACAUGGACUGACAGCACUGACGCACACUCUACAGAUAUUUGCCUAAUGUUUUUGACAGAAGCAGUGGUACAUUCUGAACAUACUGGGGAGGCUUCUCUUGACCUUCAGACCCAACCUUAUGGACUUCAUGCAGACUGUGUUGACUCCGUCACGGGCCUAACACAGGGACGCACACACACACGCUCAGAGACAUGCAUGCGCACACCAGCACACACGCUUACACUCAGAAACAUGGGGGCGCUCGCAAGCGCACACACUCGGAGACGUGUGCGUGCGCAGACAAGCACACACGCUUACACUCAGAAACGUGCAUGCGCACAUAUCCACACAUUUAUUCACUCAGAAACACACACACACACACACGCAGUACUCACAGAUGCAUAGACUGAUAAACAGACGUGAUUGGCAGACAGUAAUGCAUACAGGGCUUGUGUGGGAUUGGGAGAUCUAUGUUUUUUUGUUUUAUGGUUUUUGGAGGGGGUCUUACUUUGAUUUGGGGAGGGGAGGCGGGGCAGGGGCUUAAAAUGUUAUUGUAAUGUUGCAUAUAUUGAAAUCCCAGCUGUUAACAAUGACUGCAAUAUGAAUAAUAUAAAAUAAAAUAUGAACAUGAAUGAUUCUAAUUAUAUUAUGUUUAAUACAACCCAUGACGUAUAUUUGAAGCUGGAUAAAUAAAAAUAGUUUGUUUUUUUUACAGAUUGUGUCGGUGAAUUCAGUGAAUUCAGUAUAAUUUGAUUGCCAGUUUACAUUGUAUUUACUUGAAUUUGCCUGUGUUACAACUGUGAUGUUUCCUGCUGUCUCAUCUAAUCUAAUUUUCAUGGUUAGCAAGCAGUAUCAUGUUUGCAAGCAAAAUGUUCGACUGAGCAGGGGAGGUUUGGUGUUAUUAAACGGACAAGCUAUGUUUGAAGCCCCA
Molecule: messenger RNA, 1955 nt
Organism: Conger conger (European conger)
Lineage: Eukaryota; Metazoa; Chordata; Actinopteri; Anguilliformes; Congridae
Gene: ube2m
Product: ubiquitin conjugating enzyme E2 M
Exons: 6
Coding region: 259-816 (185 amino acids)
Source: RefSeq, a predicted model, not a curated record